GAGUGGAGUAUAAAAUCGUAACUUCAUAUUGAAGAAGUCUCACGCAAACCAAAAUUUUGGUUCAUCUCUCAGCUCUCAAAUGUCUAAGAUUCAUCCUCUCAUAAUACUCAAUAGUAGCCAUGAAGCUCCUUCUAGCUCUACUGCUAGUACUUCAUCGUGUUCUAACAAGUACAUGACUUCAAAGAGAGAAACAUUCACCAUAUGGAUGAAAUCGCUUGUGAUGCAAGGAAACGGAUGCACUGCGUUUGAUGAAAGUGGAGAGAUCGUUUAUCGAAUCGAUAACUACGACAACAAGCACAGCAACGAAGUUUAUCUCAUGGAUCUCCGGGGCAAGCUUCUCUUCACUGUUCGUGAGAAGAAAAUGUGUGGUUUUCUAAGCUGGGAGGGCUACAAAAGCAACACUUUUGUUGGUGCCAAUAGGCCAAUGUUUCGAGUGAGGAAAAGUUGUAGAGGAAUUCUUGGAAAUAAUGAGUGUUCUUAUAAAGUAAGCAUGGGAUCUGAGACCAGUUGCAGCUACAAGUUAGAAGCCUUGGGGGGGAAAUCAUCAGCAUUUAGAAUUACAGACAGCAAUGGAGGAUUUGUAGCAGAGGCAAAGAGAAAGCAGUCAAGUUCAGGAGUUGUAUUGGGAGAUGAUGUGCUGAGUUUGGUGGUGGAGGCUCAUGUAGAUCACUCCCUUAUCAUGGCCCUUGUCACUGUUUAUGGAUUAAUUAGACAUCAAUUAUGAGCUUUACAUCUUUAGAGCUAGUAACUCUGAUUUCUUUUUCUUUUUUUCGUUUUUGGUCUAUGUGAAUACGACCGAUUUUGUGGUUAGCAAUGUUGUUACUCAUGGGGUUUUUUCCUCUCGUUUCCUUUUGUUGAAAUUUUUCCUGAUAUUAUUGUACAUUUUUAUUGAGAUUUUGUGGGAUUGAGCAGGUUAA
Messenger RNA from Prunus avium (sweet cherry), 917 nucleotides. RefSeq names its product protein LURP-one-related 3. Lineage: Eukaryota; Viridiplantae; Streptophyta; Magnoliopsida; Rosales; Rosaceae. The record is from RefSeq and is a predicted model, not a curated record.